Messenger RNA from Anguilla anguilla (European eel), 3175 nucleotides. It is a transcript of the gene runx1t1, whose product is annotated as RUNX1 partner transcriptional co-repressor 1. Bases 934 to 2646 code for a protein of 570 amino acids. The transcript is spliced from 12 exons. NCBI's taxonomy places the organism in Eukaryota, Metazoa, Chordata, Actinopteri, Anguilliformes, Anguillidae. Gene Ontology annotation, cellular component: nucleus. Gene Ontology annotation, biological process: negative regulation of DNA-templated transcription; DNA-templated transcription. The record is from RefSeq and is a predicted model, not a curated record. Gene Ontology annotation, molecular function: transcription corepressor activity.
AGGCUGCGAGCAGCGUUUCUGCUGUACAGCUCGACGGGCUGAGACGAGUUCCAGAUGGUCUGGGGAAAGUGUUUGCCUUGGGUUAGAACAGGAUAGGCUGCGCUUCUGAAAGAGCAAAACAGAUAGGGCGCGCACGCAGUCGUUCACACACAAACACAGGCAGACGCUUGCUGGCAGACACCCCAAAGAAGAAAUCUAGUAACUGAAAAAGCAACCAGUCGUCCAUUGGGAACCAAUCCUCUCCAUUGUUCACAUAUACUUGACCCUUUCAACCUGUUCAUGACACAGAUGCCGGCUACCUCAGUCACCUCCUACUGUUUGGAUCCCGCCUACUCUGCACCUGGGUAAGCUGAGCCGUGCCGUCUGGAGGCAGAAUACCACAGCAGUUCUCUCCAAACCCAGAGAAAGCGGACGGUCGUGAGAGGCGCUAAUCGUGGUCGCUCGAAAACGUGAAGAUUUGGGGGGUUUUUUGGAACAUGUUUUAUUGUCAUACAACGUAAAGCUGCGCUCAGAAGACAUCGAAUUAGAAAAGUGUUUAAAACAGAAGGCUCCAUUCUCUGGUACCGUGUGAGGAAACGCACCGUACAGGAUCAUUUUGUGCUGCGCCUGCAUCUGAAUUUUAUUCACCGAGCUUUUUUGUAGACUGUCUGAAGCUUUAUUGGAACCGUGCGCCGCUGUUCUUGUGUGGUGAAGUUUUCCUGACAGUUCCGACGUGUUGGACGUCUAAUAAACAAGCCCGAAUAAGAUUUCUCGUUUCAACGGCUCAAUCAUAGUCGGGGACUGGAAAUUAAUUUUGUCUACACAACCACGUAACGCAUGGUGGGAAUUUCUGCCCCUUUUCAGUAUAAGCCGGGGACGUGUGUUUAAUGAAUACAAAGCCGUUGUGUGUCGCCGUGCUCUCUGCCAGAAGAUCGUACUGAGAAGCUCUCCACCAUGCCCGACUCACCUGCGGAUGUGAAGACACAAUCCAGGUUGACUCCGCCCACCAUGCCGCCGCCUCCGACCACGCAGGGUGCCCCCAGGACCAGCUCGUUCACGCCCACCACACUAACCAAUGGCACCAGCCACUCUCCUACGGCUUUGAACGGAGCUCCCUCACCGCCCAAUGGCUUCAGCAACGGGCCCUCCUCAUCCUCGUCCUCCUCGCUGGCCAAUCAGCAGCUCCCGCCGGCCUGUGGCGCCCGGCAGCUCAGCAAGCUGAAGCGCUUCCUCACGACGCUGCAGCAGUUCGGGAAUGACAUCUCCCCGGAGAUCGGCGAGAGAGUCCGCACGCUGGUGCUGGGCCUCGUGAACUCCACCCUGACCAUAGAAGAAUUUCAUUCCAAACUUCAAGAAGCUACAAACUUCCCACUACGACCUUUUGUCAUCCCAUUUCUAAAGGCCAACCUACCGUUACUGCAGCGCGAGCUCCUGCACUGUGCGCGGCUGGCCAAGCAGAACCCAGCUCAGUACCUGGCCCAGCACGAGCAGCUGCUCCUCGACACCAGUACCACCUCUCCCGUGGACUCUUCCGAACUGCUGCUGGACGUCAACGAAAACGGCAAGAGGAGGACCCCUGACAGAACCAAAGAGAACGGCUUUGACCGGGAGCCUUUGCACCCAGAUCACCCCAGCAAGAGGCCCUGCACGAUCAGCCCUGGCCAGCGCUACAGCCCCAGCAACGGGCUCUCCUACCAGCCCAACGGCCUGCCUCACCCCACGCCGCCCCCACCUCAGCACUACCGCCUGGACGACAUGGCCAUCGCACACCACUACAGGGACACCUACAGGCACCCCAACCCCCGUGACCUCAGGGAUCGCGCCCGGCCUCUGGGGAUGCACGGCACACGGCAGGAGGAAGUCAUCGAUCACAGGCUCACUGACAGGGAAUGGGCGGAGGAGUGGAAGCACCUUGACCAUGUAAGAAAACUGCUGAACUGCAUCAUGGACAUGGUGGAGAAGACCCGGCGCUCCCUCACCGUGCUCCGCCGCUGCCAGGAGGCCGACCGGGAGGAGCUCAACUACUGGAUCCGCCGGUACAGCGACGCCGAGGACCUGAAGAAGGGCGGCAGCAGCAGCAGCCAGUCCAGACAGCAGAGUCCGGCCAGCCAGGAGGCCUCCACGCCAGAAAUACACAGGGAGCUGCUCCACAGACCGGUGUCAGGAUACGUGCCUGAGGAGAUCUGGAAAAAAGCUGAAGAGGCUGUGAACGAGGUGAAGAGGCAGGCCAUGUCGGAGCUGCAGAAGGCCGUGUCGGAGGCGGAGCGCAAGGCCCACGAGAUGAUCAGCACGGAGCGGGCCAAGAUGGAGCGCACGGUGGCCGAGGCCAAGCGGCAAGCGGCGGAGGACGCGCUGUCUGUCAUUAAUCAGCAGGAGGACUCCAGCGAGAGCUGCUGGAACUGCGGCCGCAAGGCGAGCGAGACGUGCAGCGGCUGCAACACCGCGCGGUACUGCGGCUCUUUCUGCCAACACAAGGACUGGGAGAAGCACCACCACGUGUGCGGACAGACUCUGCAGGCGCAGCAGCAGGGCGAGACGCCCGCCGCCGUCGGCUCCUCCGCCACGCCCAGCAGCGGCGCGGGCAGCCCCGCGGACACCCCGCCCGCCGCCACGCCGCGCUCCACCACCCCGGGCACUCCCUCCGCCAUGGAAGCCGCGCCGCGCUAGAGCGGCUCCAGCUCGUCCCCGUCAAACUCUUUUGCUUCCCUCACCCGCUCAUAGAUUUUAAAAAAUGUAAGAUGCUACAAAGAGAGAGGACUGGUCUCGGAGUAACGAUUAUACACAGAAGGCCAAUAACGGGUCAUAUUGACUUGCCAUGAUUAAGAACACAAAGAUAUUCUUUGUUUUUAUUAUCAAUGUCAUUGUUGUCGCUAUUAAUAUUAUUAUCAUCGUCGUCGCUAUUUUACCUUCCUGUAAAUACGAAGCGGAAGCUGAAGAGACAGCAGAGAAUUGCAGAUGAGUACAUUUGACCUCCCCUCUGUUCUUUUUCCAGUAGCUGGGAUCUGAAACUAGUUGACCUCAUUAAAAGAUGCUUUACCAAACAGCAAACCAAGGGAUUACUAAUUGCUGUUGAAAGCAAAAAACAGAUAAUGUUCCGUGUGCUAAAGAGACACGUUUGUUUUGAACAAUAUGUGGGGGUUGGAAGGAAGGGGGCAGAAAAAAACACCAACCCCACCCCCCCCCCCACCCCCCACCC